Molecule: messenger RNA, 1873 nt
Organism: Phragmites australis (common reed)
Lineage: Eukaryota; Viridiplantae; Streptophyta; Magnoliopsida; Poales; Poaceae
Product: pentatricopeptide repeat-containing protein At1g74900, mitochondrial
Exons: 1
Coding region: 113-1612 (499 amino acids)
Molecular function (GO): protein binding
Source: RefSeq, a predicted model, not a curated record
GUUGCUAUUCCCCUCCGACUUCGCAAGGUGAAGUCAGAGGAUCCAAUCCGGCGCAGACACGGGCUUCUCCCACUCUUCGGCGCUUCCGCUCCUCCGUCGCAGAACUUCCCCGAUGCCGCCGCCGCCUUACCCAGCCUCCGCGGAACCCACCCCUCCCGCAUCCCCAACACAACUACCCCCGUCCCCGCGCCAGAUCGCCGCGCUAGUACUAAACCACCCGUCCUCCACGCUCACCGCCGCGUCGGCGCGCUCCCUCUCGGCGUCCCUCCUCGCUGCCGCGCCCGCGCUGCACCCGAUCACGACCCCCGUAGCCAACUCCGUCCUCAAGCUCCUGUGGCACCACGCCCCUCGCGCCCUGCUCUUCGUCCACGCGCUCCUCCGGCUCCCGGCGCGCGCGCACGCGCUCUCCCCCUGCACUGUCGACCUCGCGCUCGACCUCUCCGCGCGCCUGCGCCACCCGCGCCAGCUCACGAGCUCCGUCCUCGCGCUCUUCCCGCGCCACGGGCUCGCCUUCACGCCGCGCACGUUCCCCAUCCUCUUCGAGCGAUUCGCGGUGUCGCACCGCCGACCCGACCUCGCCGUCCGGCUCUUCCUCUCGCUCCACCGCUCCCACGGCGUCGCGCAGGACCUCCCACUGUUCAACUCCCUCCUCGACGCGCUAGCCAAGUCGCGACACGCCGGCAAGGCUGCCUCUCUCGUCCGCGCCCUCGAGCGACGGUUCACCCCUGACGCGGUCACGUAUAACACCCUCGCCGACGGAUGGUGCCGCGUCAAGGACACCUCCCGCGCGCUCGACAUCCUGCGGCAGAUGGUCGAGUCCGGCAUUUCCCCAACGAAAGCCACCUACAACAUUAUCCUCAAAGGCUUCUUCCGUGCUGGCCAGGUACAGCACGCAUGGGAUUUCUUCCUCCAGAUGAAGAAGAGGGGCAGUAAAGACGAGCACUGUAAGCCUGAUGUCGUGUCGUACACUACCGUCGUGCAUGGGCUGGGCGUUGCCGGGCAGUUGGACAGAGCUCGCAAGGUGUUUGACGAAAUGUCUAAAGAAGGAUGCAUGCCGUCAACGGCCACUUACAAUGCAUUAAUUCAGGUGAUCUGUAAGAAGGGAAAUGUCAAGGAUGCUGUGGCAAUGUUCGACGAUAUGACCAGAAAGGGUUAUGUGCCAGAUGUGGUUACCUACACCGUCUUGAUCCGAGGCCUCUGCCAUGCCGGGAAGAUUGAUCGAGCUUUGAAGCUUUUGGAGAUGAUGAAGAUCAAAGGUUGUGAGCCUGUCGUUCAGACAUACAAUGUUCUCAUAAGGUAUUCAUUCGAGGAAGGGGAGAUAGAGAAGGCCAUGGAUUUGUUCGAGAGAAUGAGCAAGGGGGAGGCGAGCUUGCCCAACCAAGAUACAUAUAAUAUCAUAAUAAGUGCAAUGUUUGUGCGCAAGAGGGUUGAGGACAUGGCAGUGGCUGCGAGGAUGGUGGUGGAGAUGGUGGAUAGAGGUUACUUGCCUAGAAGGUUUAUGUUCAACCGUGUAUUGAACGGAUUAAUGCUGACCGGGAAUCAAGAGCUUUCAAGGGAGCUCCUGAGAAUGCAAGAGAAAUAUACACGCUUGCGACGAGAAAUAAGACUGUGAGUGCCAUUUGAUUUUUCGAGUGGCAUGUGCAUUUGAUGUUUUCUUCGUCUUGCGGUUUGGGCACACAAGAUCAGAAUCGAGGUGCAACCCUUGGAGCACAUAGUCAGUUGAUGUCCUUGCUAUCCCGUGAUUGCUGGAUUGUCUGAUUUGGAACUGGCACUUAGUUUUAAGUAUAUAUUCUGAAACUUAUCCACAAACUUGUUCAAUUGAUUAUGUGUAUCCAAACAGUUUAACUGAUUUUGUAACCUUCCGUUUAGGCAA